UGAAGUGAAAAGUUUCUCUUUCCAGCAUAAGUUUCUUUGUUUUCUCUUAAUUUUGAGUAAAGAGAUUGAGAUUAUUACAAUUUUAAGCAUUAAAUACCCAUUACCUCCACAUUAAAUACCCACCCACUGCCUGUUUUCUCCCAGUGCUCUCUGACAAGCUGCAUUUAGCUUAACAGACAGGGGACGCUGAGCCUUUGGGUUUUACAGCCUAGCAGUGUUGCUCCCCUUGAUCAUGAGUGAGGCCUAACACCUUUUCAGACAUGAAAGGUCUGGCAGAAACUCCAGUGACAGCUGCAUCCUCUGCCCAAAUAACAACUUUGGUACAGGUCCUUUAAUUUAGUUUCAGCUUGCCAGAAAAACAGCCUUUUCUCCCCCAAUACUUGUUAGUCUUACAAAUUUAUUUCAAAUUAUACAUUUGAGAACAUUCUGGUAAGAACUAACAUUAUUUAAAGGAAAUCUGGAUUUCAGGUUUCUGUAUUUGGACAUUAAAUGGGCACUGACUUCUGAUUUUGACUCAGGUACUCCACAAAACUGUUUUUCUUUAGUACAAUCUAGCUCUCAAACAUGAUUUUGGACCAUGGUCUCUGUUUGACCUCCAGUGUGAAGACACACGCAAGACUGAUUUGCCAGAGUGGUGUGAAUAUCUCAGGUGCAACAGCAUAUCCUUCAUUAGACAGGUCACAUCAAACUGACAAUUGUUGUCGUGCAGCCUUUAAAGAGUAAUUUCCCACAAAAGGAAUCUAAUUAUUUUUCUUUCUAUCACAUUAUCCGUCUAUUUAGCCUCAUUCGCACCACUGUGAUAACGAACGGCGUCCUUCGGGAAGGUCGCAUUUUGGCACUUGCGGUUUUCUUUGAACUUUCUUUCGCCUGAGCUGUGAACCAAUAAACUUCCGGAGAUCUGCUUCUGUAUAAAUACGCUUUGGCAAAAUCGCUUUCACACAAUCCGCCUGUCAUUCAGCCUGAAUGUCACCCUUGCUGGACUAUUGUCUGGAUUUCUAACAUGGAUCUGGAGGAUGUUACAGCUAAAAUACUGACUGAAUGGAAGUGCCUUGAGAGCACCCCUAGAGAAAGCCGAGAGUCGCUUCAGUCCACUUCAUCCCCGAUGGAGUCCAUGUGCUCCUCACCAGAGAUGUGCUAUCCCAACGAACAUCUGGAAAUCAAGGAUUUCUCUUUAGGCUUCACUGGGCGAAAAAUGACUCCAGCAGUGCAAAGGCAAAGCAAAUCAAAAAUGUCCACUAAAAGGCGCAUGAAGGCCAGCGAGAGGGAGAAGAUGCGGAUGAGGAGUCUUGCAGAGGCUCUGCAUCAGCUCCGUGACUACCUUCCGCCGGACUACAGCAAGCGAGGACAGCCCCUGACCAAAAUACAAACGCUCAAAUACACAAUUGAAUACAUCAACAAGCUUUCAGACAUUCUGAGCCGCGCGUAAAGGACGCAGCAUGGCCAACUUUUACGCGCAGGAUUAACUCACCCGGACCACGGACAGUACCUGCACAUCUUCCGACAGCAGUUAGAUGUUACGUUUCUCAUCUUAUGAAUGCAAAUGAUUUCUUACUUAUGCUGUGUUUCUUUCUCUUUUUGUCUUGGUGUAAAUAUUGUUGGGAUUAAAAGUAUUUUUGUAUAUGAGGUUCCCCUUUUGAAAUCAUCGUUGCAUUAUUAGAUAUAUAGUUUAUAGUUGAUAGUUGAAUGUGUAUAAGACUAUGCCAAACAUUUUUUAUUUUAUUUUUUAUGUUGAUGGAAUUAAGAAAAAGAAACAUCUUAAUAACUGAAACUUUUAAAAGUGUACAUUGUUUUAGUAUAUUUUAGGAUUUAGGACUUAAGGAUUUCAUUCUCCAUGCUGUUGUACGUUGUCUGUUCUGAAAGAUAAUCAUUUGUGCGUGUGUGUCUUUGAGAACAAUCUUCUAAACCUGAUUUUCACACAUUUUCUUCUGCAUAUAUGUUUGACGAACAAAUAUAUAAAAAUUAAACUGAUAACAACUU
Messenger RNA from Melanotaenia boesemani (Boeseman's rainbowfish), 1977 nucleotides. It is a transcript of the gene msgn1, whose product is annotated as mesogenin 1. Gene Ontology annotation, biological process: mesoderm formation; regulation of transcription by RNA polymerase II. The record is from RefSeq and is a predicted model, not a curated record. Gene Ontology annotation, cellular component: nucleus. Gene Ontology annotation, molecular function: protein dimerization activity; DNA-binding transcription factor activity, RNA polymerase II-specific; RNA polymerase II cis-regulatory region sequence-specific DNA binding. The transcript has a single exon. Lineage: Eukaryota; Metazoa; Chordata; Actinopteri; Atheriniformes; Melanotaeniidae. Bases 1001 to 1426 code for a protein of 141 amino acids.